This is a messenger RNA of Diabrotica balteata, 3972 nucleotides long. Lineage: Eukaryota; Metazoa; Arthropoda; Insecta; Coleoptera; Chrysomelidae. The record is from the annotation of a GenBank genome assembly.
AUGGAAAUGACCAAAGAGAAAUAUAAUCCCAAUCCACGGGAGAAAGCGAAUAUUUUAUCGACUUUAUUCUUCGGAUAUACAUAUGAUGUAUUCAAAAAAGGCUUAUCGAAGACACUGGAAGUUGACGAUUUAUAUAAUCCAUUAAAGAUCGAUAGAAGCAAAAUCUUGGGAGAUAGCUUACAAAGCAACUGGGAUAAGCAGAUAGAAAAAGCCAAGAAAACAAACUCAAAACCAAGUUUACUGAAAGCCAUUUUUAUGACAUUUUGGUUAGAGUAUCUGAAGUUAGGAAUAUUCGACAUAACAACAGAUUUAGUUCUUAGACUAGUCCAACCAAUAAUGCUUGGAAAGCUAUUAGAUUACUUUAAACCUGAAGCACAAGUUUCGAAAAAUGAGGCUCUUAUGUAUGCAGGAAUUAUAGUGGCUAUAGGCGUAUUAAACUUUUUAAUCGGAAAUCAAUAUAUGAUAGAGGGUUUCCACAGUGGCAUGAGAAUAAGAGCAGCCUGUUGUGCUGUUAUAUAUAGAAAGUCCUUAAAAUUGAGCAAAACAGCUUUAGGAGAAACAGCUUCAGGAAAACUAGUCAACCUCUUAUCAAACGAUGUUAGUCGAUUUGAUCUUGUCAGCUUACUUAUUCAUCAAAUAUGGAUCGCACCUGUAUUGUCACUUAUAAUAAUGGGAUUUUUAUACCAGAGAACUGGAUAUGCUGGAGUAGUGGGAGUUGUGGCAGUUUUUGUGAUAGUUCCCAUUCAAACAUAUACUGGAAAGCUAUCUGCAAAAUAUAGAAAACAGACCGCUAUGAAGACAGACGAGAGAGUCAGGUUAAUGGACGAAAUCCUCUCAGGAAUUCAAGUUAUCAAAAUGUACGCAUGGGAAAUACCCUUCAGAAAAGUAAUACGCAUUGCCAGGCGAAAUGAAAUAAAAAUCAUUACAAAAUCUGCAUAUGUGAGAGCUGCAUUUAUGGCACUGAACCUGUUCACAACUAGAUUGGCGUUAUUCUGUACUUUGCUGACUGUUAUUUUGUCGAAAGAACAAAUUACAGCCUCUAUGGUUUUCGUUGUAAUGUCUUACUUUAACGUUCUUUCAAUGGCUAUGUCCACCAUGUUUACUAGAGGAGUAUCAGAAAUAGCAGAAUGUUUGGUAGCUGUUCGAAGAAUUAGAGAUUUCCUUCUAAACGAAGAAUACGAUCCAAACAGAUCAACUUCUGGUAUGAAUGGCAAUGUCAAAAGUGUCGACGAUUUUAAGGAAAUUAUUAGCUUAAAAAAUUUGACUGUAAAAUGGAAUUUAAGUUUCAGCGACAAUGCUCUAGAGAAUAUAAAUUUAAAUGUUCCAGAUGGGCAGUUAAUAGGAAUUAUUGGACCUGUAGGUAGUGGAAAGAGUUCAUUAUUGCAAACCUUACUAGGUGAACUUGACAUUACCCAAGGCGACAUGAGAGUACAAGGUCAAAUCUCUUAUGCUUCCCAGGAACCGUGGGUAUUUGCAGCAACUGUUCGUCAAAACAUUCUUUUCGGUGAAGAAUAUGACAAAAAGAGAUACCAAGAAGUUAUACAAGCUUGCUCUUUAGAGAAAGAUUUUGAACAGUUUCCAAAUGGCGAUUUAACUCUAGUAGGUGAUAGAGGAUCAUCUUUGAGUGGCGGUCAGAAGGCUAGGAUUAAUUUAGCAAGAGCCGUGUAUAGAGAAGCAGAUGUUUAUCUCUUGGAUGAUCCGUUAUCCGCUGUAGAUAUACAUGUUUCCAAACAUUUAUACGAAAAGUGUAUUAACGGUUAUUUGGGAAGCAGAACGAGAAUUUUAGUUACCCAUCAAGUACACUAUUUGAAGGAUGCUGACAACAUCAUUAUUUUAAAUAAUGGACGCAUCGAAGAUGAAGGAACUUUCAACCUUUUGGCAAACAGUGACAAUGUGUACGCAAAACUCUUAACUGCUGAACCAGAAAAUAAGGAAGAGAAGAAACCAGACAGAUCGAAAUAUUGUAGGCAACUAUCACAAAGAAGUCGAAAGGAUUCAAUGUCAAGUAUAAUAAGUGAAUUAAGUAUAGCGGAUACUCUUUUAUCAAAUGAUAAUGACUUUGAGGAAGGGGAAGCUGAAAAAGAACAAGAGUUUCAAAUCAAAGACCUUCAGGAACAAUCAUCAAAAGGAAAAGUGGGUGGUUCUUUGAUGUUUAAAUACAUGUUAGCAGGUUCUAAUGUAUUUGCUGUUCUACUAUGCGUUAUAUUAUUUCUAGGUACUCAGAUAGCUGCUAGUGGGACGGAUUACUGGGUCAGCUAUUGGGUCAAUGUAGAGGAAUUCAGGAACUCGACUGAAUCUUUUAAUAUUACUGCGCCUAGGUUUAUUAUUCCCUCCAUCGAAUUGACAACAGAUAAUUGCCUUUACAUAUAUUCAGUUAUCUUAGGAGCUCUUUUUGUCCUUGCUAUGACAAGAUCUUUCUUCUUUUAUAAAAUGGCCAUGUUGAGCUCUCAAAAACUUCAUGGCACAAUGUUCGAUAAUGUUAUUGAUGCUACAAUGAGAUUCUUCGACACAAAUCCUGGAGGAAGAAUUCUUAAUAGAUUUUCUAAGGAUUUGGGGGCUGUCGAUGAAUUAUUGCCGAAAGCAAUAAUGGACUCUUCACAGAUUCUACUGUCUAUGUUUGGAUCUCUCACGCUGAUUAUUGUAGUUAAUCCUUACUUCUUAAUUUUAGUUGCAAUUUUAACUAUAGUGUUUGGCAUAAUGAGACAUAUAUAUCUGAAAUCUUCUAAGAAUAUUAAAAGAUUAGAAGGAAUAAUGAGAAGCCCAGUUUUUUCACAUUUAAAAGCUACAAUUGAAGGUCUGACAACUAUAAGAGCUUUUGGAGCGCAAAACCAGCUUAUGGACGAAUUUGAUCAUCAUCAAGAUUAUCAUUCAAGUGCAUGGUAUAUGUUUAUAGUGGCCAGUACUGCAUUUGGAUUUUACUUGGACUGCUUCUGUACAAUAUUUUUGGCAGUACUAACUUUUUGUUUAUUGUUAUUCGGAGAAAGUUUUAAUUUAAAAGGAGGUGAAGUAGGUUUGGCUAUUACUCAAGCAACAGCACUAGCAAACUUCCUACAAUGGGGUAUGCGCCAAUCUGCCGAAGUAACCAAUCAACUUAUGAGUGUAGAAAGAAUAUUAGAAUACAAAAGUUUAGAAAAAGAACCACAACCAGUCGUACCUAAGAAACCUGCCAAGGAAUGGCCACAAAAAGGAGAAAUCACUUUUAAAGAUACAUGCUUGAAAUACUUUGAAGAAGGACCAUUAGUUUUGAAACAUCUUAACCUAACCAUUCAACCCAAGGAGAAGGUUGGAGUUGUCGGCAGAACAGGUGCAGGAAAAUCUUCCUUAAUUCAAGCGCUUUUUAGAUUGGCUCCAAUUGAAGGAACCAUUAAAAUCGAUGAGAUCGACACCAAAGAUAUUACUCUCAACGAUCUCCGUUUGAAAAUCUCUAUUAUUCCACAAGACCCAGUUCUAUUUUCUGGAACUUUAAGGUACAACUUGGACCCGUUCGAAGAAUAUUCAGACGAAGUUUUAUAUAGAGCUAUAGAAGAUGUAGAGUUACGAGAUCCUGCUAAUGUAAUUAACCGAUUGGAAAAUAGAGUCAUGGAUAGAGGUUCAAAUUACAGUGUUGGACAAAGACAGUUAAUUUGCUUGGCGAGAGCAAUUCUUAAAAAUAAUAAAGUUUUAAUGUUAGAUGAAGCUACAGCUAAUGUGGAUCCACAAACUGAUGCUUUAAUCCAGAAAACUAUCCGGAAGAAGUUCUCAGACUGCACUGUGAUAACCGUUGCACAUAGACUAAACACAAUCAUGGAUUCUGAUAAAGUAUUAGUUAUGGAUGCUGGACAAAUAUCUGAGUUUGAUCACCCUCACCUACUUCUUCAAAAUAAAAAUGGAGUUUUCUACAGCAUGGUUAAUGAAACCGGCAGAGCAACAGCUGAACAGCUAAGAAAAAUUGCUUCAGAUAGUUAUCAAAAACUACAAGCACUACCAGAAUAA